Camelina sativa (false flax) is the source of this 1702-nucleotide messenger RNA. Its product is annotated as protein MID1-COMPLEMENTING ACTIVITY 2-like. NCBI's taxonomy places the organism in Eukaryota, Viridiplantae, Streptophyta, Magnoliopsida, Brassicales, Brassicaceae. Gene Ontology annotation, biological process: cell surface receptor signaling pathway. The record is from RefSeq and is a predicted model, not a curated record.
UUACCGAAAACUCUCGUGAGUCUUCUUUUGCUUGCUUGCACUCACACAUGAGGAGCACUAGCUGGGUGGUCCACUACCUUCUUCUUCUUCUUCUUCUUCUUUGUGGAUAAAUCUCUCUGACCUUAUUCGAAGACAAAACUCAUUAUUCUCAAUCUCUGUAAAUCUUGAUUUCUUCAACGUUUAAGGAAGAGAAGAAAUGUCAUGGGAACAAUUAGGAGAAAUUGCGUCAGUGGCUCAGCUUACAGGCGUAGACGCUGUGAAACUUAUUGGAAUGAUAGUGAGCGCCGCGAACACGGCUCGAAUGCACAAGAAGAAUUGUCGUCAGUUCGCUCAGCAUCUUAAGCUUAUUGGUAAUUUGCUCGAGCAGCUAAGAAUCUCUGAGAUGAAGCAAUAUUCAGAGAUUCUUGAGCCGCUUGAAGGGCUUGAAGAUGCUCUUAGAAGAUCUUACAUUUUAGUUAAUAGUUGUCAAGAAAAGAGUUAUCUUUACUUGUUGGCUAUGGGAUGGAACAUUGUUUACCAGUUUCGUAGAGCUCAGGACGAGGUCGAUCGGUAUCUUAAGAUCAUUCCACUCAUCACUUUGGUGGACAAUAUUCGGAUUCGGGAGAGGUUGGAAGCUAUUGACAGUGAUCAGCGUGAGUACACUCUUGAUGAAGAGGAUAGGAAAGUGCAAGAUGUUAUUUUGAAACAAGAGUCCACUAGAGAUGCUGCUACGUCGGUUUUAAAGAAGACUCUCUCUCGUUCUUACCCGAACAUGGGUUUCUGCCAAGCACUCAAAACAGAGGAGGAGAAAUUAAAACACGAGUUGCAACGUUCGCGGGCGCGUUAUGAUACUGAUCAAUGUGAAGUCAUACAGCAUUUGAUUGAUCAUGUUACACAAACUGCUGCUUCUGCUGAUCUUGAUUCUGAAAAGGUGUUGACUAAGAAAAAGUCUAGUAAAGAAGAGCUUACCACCUCUAGCAAGAAGAAAGAUGAUUUGUAUGAAACGGAUAGUGGUAUUCGAACAACUUCAAGAUCAACGUCUUAUGUCUCAUCCGAACAUGAACUAGUUUCUGGAAUAUCAUCACGACACCGUGAAGAUUGGCACACCGACUUGUUGGAUUGUUGUUCAGCACCUUCUCUAUGUUUGAAGACAUUCUUUUUCCCGUGUUGUACGUUGGCGAAGAUUUCCACCGUCGCAACUAACACAAAAAUCUCUUCAGCUAAAGCUUGUAAUGAGCUAAUGGUGUAUUCUUUGAUACUCUCAUGCUGCUGCUACACUUGCUGCAUAAGGAAGAAGCUUCGAAAGACACUCAACAUAAAGGGAGGGUCCAUUGACGACUUCUUGUCACAUCUAAUGUGUUGUUGUUGUGCCCUUGUCCAAGAACUGAGAGAAGUCGAGAUCCGUGGAGCUUCUUCGCACGCAGGUACAGAGAAGGAUAAGGAAAUGAGUCCACCAACACCUCAGUUCAUGGAAGAAUGAAGACUUGUCCAACACGGAACAUAAUUGGUUUUUCUUCAUUAAAUGAAUAUCUUCUAAUUUUAAUGUUGACAUCAUCAUUUAAUGUAAAUUAGAUUGGGAACAAUAUGGAGAUUUCAGAACGUUCCUUAUACUUUUCUAUCGAUUACUACAUAGAGACAUAUGAGACAACACGAAUAUCAUUGUUAUCGGUGAAUAGAAUGUUUUGAUCAUAACUUUUGGUGUUUUGAAGAUUUUAGUUUUUCA